Epinephelus moara (kelp grouper) is the source of this 2316-nucleotide messenger RNA. Its product is annotated as chondroitin sulfate proteoglycan 5-like. The record is from RefSeq and is a predicted model, not a curated record. Lineage: Eukaryota; Metazoa; Chordata; Actinopteri; Perciformes; Serranidae. Gene Ontology annotation, biological process: nervous system development. The transcript is spliced from 6 exons. Bases 459 to 1490 code for a protein of 343 amino acids.
AAGAGGAGGAGGUGGAGGGGCAUCAGCAGCCCUCUUGUCCCCUCCCCACACGAUGAGAGCGCGCCUCACUCCGCUGCGCGGUUAUUUCUGUCUCAAAGCACCGAUCCGUACCGAGCCGAGCCGAGCCACGGCGCGCAUCCCCGCCUCCACCACCGCCUCCACCACCACCCCACCCUCGUCUCUCCGUGUCCCACCGCCGCUCUGAGGCAAUGGAGCCGUAACCAGCCUCAGUGUGCUAAGUGAGCCGAGCCGAGCCGAGCCAAGCGCGUGAAGCAGCAGCGGAUAUGGAGGUGCAGCGCAGAGAGGCUGGAGUCUAGACUGAACCACAUCAGGACGAGGAUUUACUCAGACCCACAUCAGGACGGGGAUUGACUCAGACCCACAUUUAUAAACUGUUCUCUCUGAUCACCGAGGAUCUUUAUUCUCUGACCGUCUGACUGAGUCUGUGCGCGGUGAAGAUGCGGCGGAACGAGACGAGCUUUUACACCGGAUGCUUGAGACGAACGCUGCUGUCGUGCGUCCUGGUUCUGCACCUGAUCCCGCUCAGUGUCCACGGAAACAUCGUUGGGACCAAUGCCACUGAGCCGGGCAACACAACCAAUGUCACCUCCCUGAUUAGCAGGGAGGACGGGCCCGUCAAGGUCAGUGAGGUUGUCAUCAAGUUUACCGGGACGAGCAGCUCGGCCAGUCCAGACACUGUGACCCCGAGGGCGGGCCGGAUCCCCCGCGCCGGCGAGGAGGACGAGCAGAGCAGCGGCAUGUUCGAGGAAACGAUGAUCCCAGCGUUGGAAGAAGUAGGCGCGGCGGCCCCGCCCCAGCUCAGCCCUGAUUCGGCUGAGACGGAGCACUUGCUGCCUAGCAACCCACGUGGACCGGACGUCAUGGAGAGCGAGGAAGAGGAGGAUGAGGAGCAUGUGUCACACACCGACCCGCCUUGGAUUCAUGCCAAGGACACAGCCGUGUUUGACCUGGAUCACCUCUUCACCACCACCACCUCGUGUAACGUCCAGGACUACAUCUGGCACAAAGGCACUCGCUGUGAGUCGGUCGUGACGGAGUUCCAGGUGAUGUGUCUGGCAGUCGGCGCCUCGGCUCUGGUCGUCCUGCUGCUCUUCAUGAUCGUCGUCUGCUUCGCCAAGAAGCUCCACGUGCUGAAGACGGAAAACAAGAAGUUGCGUAAACGCAGCAGUAAGUACCGGCCUUCCUCGGAGCAGCACAAUGAUAAUUUCUCGCUGUCCACCAUCGCUGAGGGCUCCCACCCAAAUAAAACCAUGAGCAGAUACACCUGGGAGUGUAAGACCAAAGAGGAGUCCGACUGUGAGGAUGAUCCUAAUUCCCAGAACAAGCUGGAGGACCCGGUGAAGGCCCCGCCCAAGGAGGAUGACUCCCUGAACAUCCACAACUCUCUGACCCCCAAACACGAGAACCACAAGGUGCUGGGCGAGGAGAAUUCGUCGGAGGUAAACUCACUGCAGAACAACAUGAUGUGAAAACAAAACAAAAACAACUCCAGCAACCCCAAAACCACCAGGUGCGCCGGCAGCGGGAGCCCCCAAACCCCUCCCCGCUGUCCGUCUGUCCGUCCGCUGCCGAGCGCGCCUGACCGGUUACCAACCAACCAACCAGCCUGCCUGCCAACGUACCAGCCAACCAACCCAGUCUGCAACCGUCUCCGACACGGCAACACUGCCACCGAGCGGCCCUGGCCGCCACCAAAAACCUACAGCGUCUCCACCUCCGCCACCGCCAACGCCCCUGCUGAGAGUUAACCCCCCCACCCCUCCCCCACCAGCCUCACCCUGCUGCCGCCAUGCAAACCCCCGAUCUAGUCACGCCCCUGUUUUGCAGCCCCGUCCCCUCGUUGCUGUCACUCUACUCUCCCUGAUCUCGUACCUGCACACACACACACACACACACACACACACACACACACACACACACAGUGAGAACAUGAACACACUUUUUUGUGAACACACAACAACACGUGCUCACUCCCAACUCGUUGGCGCUUCGUCACUGGACUGUCACGUGUUCAUGUGACACUCUGAGUCUCCUCCUGCGUCUUGACGCCGUGACAGUUCACGCCUGUCCUUUCAAAAUAAACUUCUCUUUUCACAAAAAGUGCUCGUGAGAUACAGACAGGUUUUUUCAAAAUAAACUGACACCAUCAGUGAAACACCUCGUAUUACCAGUAAAAUAACAUCUUGGUUUGGCUCUACAUUCAGACAGGAAGUGAACGGCUUUUCUCAUCAGUGUCUUACACAGGAAUCAGUGACGAAGCGUCUGUGUUUGACCACACACACACACACACACACA